GCGAGCGGCUCCCGGUUCCCCGCGGCAUGGAGGAGGCGCCGCUGCCGCCGCGCGAGUCGGCGCGGCUCGUGGCGGAGCGCAGCCGGGACGUGCGCGUGGACCCCGAGGGCGUGCGCCGGGCGGCCGAGCUGCUGCUGCCCGCGGCCGCGGCGUGGCGCGUGCGGCAGUGGAAGGACCUGCACGAGCUCAACCCGCGCGGGGCGGACGAGGCGGCGCUCGCCUGGGUCUUCGUGGUGGACUCGCUCAACUUCUCCUUCUGGGCGGAGCGCGAGGAGCGCCGGUGCGAGGUGCGCUACGGCGGCGCCGCCUACACCGGCUACUGGGCCCUGUGCGCCGCCGUCAACCGGGCGCUCGACCGAGGGAUACCAAUAACCAGCGCCUCCUACUACGCCACGGUGACUCUUGACCAAGUUCGGGACAUAUUUCGUUCUGACACAGCCGUGCCCAUGCCUUUACUAGAAGAGAGGCAUCGCAUUCUCAACGAAACCGGGAAGAUUCUGCUGGAGAAGUUUGGAGGCUCUUUUCUUAAUUGUGUCCAAAGGAGUGAGAAAAGCGCACAGAAGCUAAUGCACCUGGUCGUUGAAAAUUUUCCUUCUUACAGAGACGAGACACAGUUUGAGGGGAAAAGGAUUUCCUUUUACAAACGAGCCCAGAUCCUUGUGGCAGACACGUGGAGUGUGUUGGAAGGAAGGGGUGACGGCUGCUUUGAGGACAUCUCCAGCAUCACCAUGUUUGCUGACUACAGAGUGCCUCAGACUCUCGUGUACCUGGGCGCCCUGAAAUACUCGGAUGAACUGCUGAAGAGGCUCCUCAGAGGAGAAAUGCUCUCAAAUGGAGAGAAACAAGAGGUGGAAAUUAGAGGCUGCUCAAUUUGGUGUGUCGAGCUGAUCCGGGAUUGUCUUCUGGAGCUUCUUGAAGAAAGGGGAGAGAAACCUCAGAGUGAGAUCAACUCUAUUCUUCUGGAUUAUCACCUGUGGGACUACGCUCGAGACCACAGGGAAGCCAUGAGAGGAAUCCCAUUUCAUCGCACACGCUGCAUUUAUUACUGACGCUGAAUGUAAAUGAUCCAGUGGAAUACUGCACCUUUAGAUCAUAGUCACUUGCACGAUUUUUAUUUAAUAGAAAGAUAAAAAUUAUAGGAAUAGAUGAUUGAUUA
Molecule: messenger RNA, 1156 nt
Organism: Mesocricetus auratus (golden hamster)
Lineage: Eukaryota; Metazoa; Chordata; Mammalia; Rodentia; Cricetidae
Gene: Qng1
Product: chromosome unknown C9orf64 homolog
Exons: 4
Coding region: 27-1049 (340 amino acids)
Source: RefSeq, a predicted model, not a curated record